Messenger RNA from Sphaerulina musiva SO2202, 3290 nucleotides. Its product is annotated as CDC45-like protein. Lineage: Eukaryota; Fungi; Ascomycota; Dothideomycetes; Mycosphaerellales; Mycosphaerellaceae. Gene Ontology annotation, biological process: double-strand break repair via break-induced replication; DNA replication initiation; mitotic DNA replication preinitiation complex assembly. The coding region runs from base 453 to 3080 and encodes 875 amino acids. Gene Ontology annotation, molecular function: single-stranded DNA binding; DNA replication origin binding; chromatin binding. The transcript has a single exon. Gene Ontology annotation, cellular component: DNA replication preinitiation complex. The record is from RefSeq and is a predicted model, not a curated record.
GUUCAAGAAGUGGUUGAGUGUGAGUGAGAGUGAGAGCAGAAGAGAAGGCAGGACAGGGCAGGGCACGCGCAGCCACGUGCUCGAGUCUUGGCGAUGGUUUCACCUCACACGCGUAAGGUAGCAGCGCGCCAGUCGCGUCUCUACUGUAAGGUCAGGUAGCUGCCAACAACAGCCAACAACACACUGCGCAACACACAACCCCCCGCCAACACCACUCUGCUCUCAACGCAUUGCACUUCCAGUUCCCUCCUCCGAUACAGUAAUCGGCUCUUAGCCAUAUACAACACCGAACCGGACGCAGAACUGCCUCCAGGACGCGUCCAAACCCAACAGAACACGCGAACCAGCUCUGACACUACGAACGCGAACAAGAAAAGCAAGGCGCCGCCCAUGUCUGGACGAAUGCUGCGUAAUUUCCAGAGAAGAUAAGUCGGCGUGUGCUGCAAGCAGCCAUGUAUCUACCACGGACGGAUAUCACGCGCCUUUACCUCGACCUACUCAAGACGACCCAUCCGUCCUCUUCGCCUGUCCAGAUCCUCACUUCUCUCUCGGUCGACAGCAUAUGCGCUACGCGUAUCCUCGUGAGCUUGCUCAAGCGCGAUUUCAUACCUCACAAGAUUCAGCCCGUGUCUGGCUACGCGGAUCUGCAGAAGCAUGGACAGGAACUUGUUCUACCGUUGACGCGACAACGUGGUGGCGAUGGCGGGACUGUGAUCUGUCUGGGCUUGGGAGGCUCGGUCGCAUUGGAGGAAGUGCUGGGUCUGGACGGUAGGGGAGAAGAUGGCGACGUGGUGGAAGGCGGCAUGGCGGAACACGGUGUUGAUGUUUGGGUCGUGGAUGCUCACCGACCUUACAACCUGGACAACGUGUUUGGAGCUUCAGCUACCGUGUCCGAACUUGACGGUACUGCUGUGUCACGACCCGGUGUCAAGGAAGGCUGCAUUGGUGCUGGAUACAAGCAUGGCAAGGGAGGUGUCAUCGUAUUUGACGACGGCGAUCUCAUGGAGGAUCUGCAAGCUGAAAAAGAAGCAUACUUUGCGUUACAAGGCAUGCCCGAGAUCACGGAAGAUGAUAUAGCCAUGGUCGCCGACGACGAUGACGAUGAUGACGAAGAUAAUGACGAGGAGAACGAGGAUGCAUCAAGCAGUGGGCAGAAGCGCAAGCGAAGGCUCGACUCUGAUAAUGAAGACAGCCUGUCAGAAUCCGAUGUCGAGGAGAGUAGACCGAGGCGACGACGACGAAGCAAUUCAAGCACCUCUGUGCCGAUACCGUCCUCGCCAGGAGGCAACCCAUUUUCUGGUCAGCUAGAUGGGGCCUCCACGCCGCAGCCCGUGCCAUCUUCACCUCCGAUGCGCAGGGAGCCCACUUCAAAGCAGAAGAUGAAACAACUUUUGAACUUGAGGAGAAGGCAUGAAGCGACCCUAGACAAGUACUACGAUCGUGGCACGAGUGGUGCAGAGCCUGUAUGUAGCAUGAUAUAUGCUCUAGUAUCAGAGCUCGGCCGAGAAGAGAACGAGCUGCUCUGGUUAGCAAUUGUUGGCAUGGCUGCUGUUCAACUGACUCCAGCUGGGGCCGGGCCACGCGCGAAAUUGAUCCGCGAAACCCUACAAGAAGAAGUCAGGCGGUUGAACCCGAUACCAGAAGCAGAACUUCUGCGAUCCCAAAGCGCAGAAGCUGUCAUUCCUACCACGGCACGUAGUCCUACGGACACCAGUAUUCGUCUCUCGCCCGAACCUCGUUUCCUGCUGAUUCGACACUGGAGCUUAUACGAUGCAAUGCGACACUCUCCCUAUCUGGCCACACGUUUGCACCUGUGGAAUGAUCAGGGCAUGAAGCGGCUGCACAAGCUGCUUGCCAAGAUGGGUAUCAGUCUAGCUGAAGCAGGCCAGGGCUACCUGCACAUGGACACUGCUGUGAAGCAGACGCUUCGGAAACGCAUUCUCAAAUGGUCAGCACACUACAACCUCGAAGGUCUAGUUCCUGAUGAUAGCGGUACCCGCGGCAUGGAGAACUGGGGAUUUGUCCGCUCCUGGGGCUGGGCAGGCACUCUAUCAGCAGAAGAUGUGGCGAUAGUUGUUGGCGCGAUUCUCGAAGUCGGCACCGAUCACUCCCUUUUUCCUGAUCUGAAGUACGACAACAGAGCGACGACGGACUUCAAUUACAAUGCACGCUUGCGCAAUUUGCCUACUCCUCCGCAUAGUUCGGACGACGGUAUGGAUUCAGCCUUGCAUGAUAGUUCCGCAGAUGUACCAGACUACGUCACUCAGCGUUUUUAUCGCGCCUACGAUGCUUUGGAACCUCACAGCAGCGGUCUCAAGACUCUGCAGAGGAGCAUCCCUGCUGCGCAAGACCUGUAUCGAGCUAUUCUUCGUGUCGGAUCAUACCUCAUCAGCAAGAAAGUCCUCCGACAUCUACGAUCGUUCCGCAUAGGGGUGGUCCGAGAAGGUUCGGACUUACAAGUCUUCAUCCACCCUGGUGCACUCGUCAGACUGGCGAGCUGGGUCGGCGAAGCUGUGGCCGUCCUUGAAGCCGAGUCUGGGAAGGAGGCAGGUAAGCGCAAGGACCAGGCACUUGUGCUUGGCGCUCUCGACGAGAAUCGAGCGGUCUAUGUCGUGGUCGGCAUUGGCGGUGGAACAGGCUGGAAUGGUAAUGGCAAGAAGAUCCGAUCCAAGGCUGAAAUCAAAGAACGCGAGGAGAAGAAGAAGCGCAAGGAGGCCGAUCGCGCCGCAAAGCGAGCGGUGGCUGCACGAAAGCGAGAAGAGCGUCGACGCUUGAGACGAGAACGCAAUGCUGCCAACGGGCUUGACUCGGACGACGAUGAGGAUUCAGAAAGCGAGGUAGAGACUGAAGACGACGACUCGGAUUCCGAUGCUGACUCUGACGACGAUGACGAGACUGCUGCGAGACGGAAGAGGACAGGGCCAACAAAUCGCUUUGGGCAGGCUUUCCAAGAGGUGGUUGAGCAGACUGCGGCGCGAGUACGGAUUGACUCCUUUGAGCAUAGCGUGGUGGAAGUGAAGAAGGAGGACUUCCCCGGCUUUCUGGAAGCAUUGAGUUCGAAGACUGUGGUCUCGUCAUGAUGGCAGCGGGACGUUUCGUUGAUUUAUGCUUCAUGAUGGCGUUCGAGGUGCACUUGAGGCGAAGACAUGGUGAUGAAUGUUUAGAUUUUUCCCAUUGCAUACAUGGCAUUUUGGGUGGCCUUUUGGGAAAACAUGACGCAGAGACCCCUGAGAUACACAGCUGAUUCCUACUACAAUAGCGUGCGGUACCGCAGAGAAAGUAUAGAUACG